CGCACAGCAGAGGAGCAGACGCAGCCGAGGGCAGGAGGCAGGCGACAGCUCAGGAAGAUGCUGGCACUCCUGGCAGCCCUGCUCCUCCUGCACAGCGUGCCGUCCGGCUGGGCAUGUUACUUGAAGUCUCCAAAUUCAAGCUCCUGUGUGGACCAGGACUGGUCGGAAUUCAGUAGCAAGACUUCGCUGAACCUCAGCAACUGUGGCAUCAAGGAAAUCAAUGGCUCCGCCCAGGUGGGGAGGUCGGUCGAGAUGCUGGAUCUGUCCUUUAACUGCCUGCAGAGCCUUCCCCGGGAUUUCCUCUCCCAGGCACGUGGUCUCGAGCGUCUCUACCUGCAGCACAACCAGCUGUGGGAGCUACCCACGGAGUUCUUCAAGAACGCCACCAACCUGCGGAGCCUGAGCCUCCAGGGCAACCCGCUGCGUUCAGUCCCAGCCAGCGCCUUCCCGCGCAGCCUGCAGAGCCUGGUCGUGGACUGCAAGUGCGACGUCGUGGGGAGCGUGGUCAGCCACUGCAGGAGCCCCACCAACAGCACGAACCGCACCUGCCACUGCCUCUCAGGGGAGGGAAUCGUCAACGUCACCGAGUUCAACACGCAGGAGUGCCAGCCUCUUUGCACGCCGCUCUGCGUGGCCAUCACCAGCUCACUGCUGGCCGUGCUGCUGCUGGUGGGGGGCCUGGGUGUGGUCUUGUUCCUGCUCAGGAGGAGGAGACAGGCCUCUGUCAUCCACAGCAAGCGGGAAUCCACCGCAUCCAUCCCCCACGGCCAGCCGCGCUACAUCAGCCGCAACGCAGAGACGGGCCCCGGCCAGGCCAGCGACUAUGAAAAUGUCUUCAUUGGCCACUCCCAGCCAGUAGGGCAAUACGAGUGUCUGGAGAGAAAGGGACCACAGUACAGAGUCCAGCAGCCGGUGGACGAGGAGUGUUACAUGGAGAGCGACGCCUGCGGAGACCAGCCCGUUUACGCCAACACCCAGCAGCUGUACAACAGCAGCUUCCCCGAGCCCAGUGACGCCGAGGAGGUGUACAUCGUCCCGGACAAAUGAGCCCUCCGCCCGCCCGCCCGGAGGCACCCCAGCCCCGGCUGUCUUUAGGGAGCGGGCUCGGGCCGCGGGGGGGCUACAGUCCCGUUCAGUAGCUGUGACCAUGUGUCACGCCCCGGGGAGGGGCUGCUGGGGAUCCCAAUUAAAGCAAAAUCACCUGGCAAUUGCUUCCCGCCCCCAGGGUAUUACCCUGCAGCCAGCCCCAGUCCAGCCCCACUGGAAUGCAGACAGCUCAGGUUUCCCCUGGGGGGGCUGGAAUUUCCCCUUCCCCAUUGAGAGGGAGAGCCCCCCCACGGGGCGGGGGAGGGGAUCCUACCCCUGCAUCAGGCUGCAAAUUCCUCCAGAAAUAGCUCCCGCUUCUCCUGCCAAAGUGCCUGGUUCUGCGCCAGGCUGGCUGAGCCGCUGCUGGGACCCAAACACCAUGGGGUUUCCUCUGCACCUGGGAACUGCGGGGGGGAUACACUUAUGGCGGGGAGACGGCACGCGGCCACCCCACGGAGCAGCCCAGCGGACCCCUCAAGGGACACAGGAAGGGGACAGGCAGGACAGAGCCGAUUCCCAGAGGAAGUGGGGCCUCACUGGAAAGGAGGGACCCGGAGCGCUGGGGCUCCAGGAAUCGAGGGAGAUGCGCCCGAGCAGGGCUCAAGGCAGCCAGGCCAUGGUGUGUCGUGGGGAUUCCUGGGGUGGGGGACCCGCCCGCCCCGUGUGCCU
Messenger RNA from Terrapene triunguis (Three-toed box turtle), 1755 nucleotides. It is a transcript of the gene LRRC25, whose product is annotated as leucine rich repeat containing 25. The coding region runs from base 58 to 1047 and encodes 329 amino acids. The record is from RefSeq and is a predicted model, not a curated record. The transcript is spliced from 3 exons. Lineage: Eukaryota; Metazoa; Chordata; Testudines; Emydidae. Gene Ontology annotation, molecular function: protein binding.